AUGUUUCCGAUUGGAAUGCAUGUCGAGAUCAAAAGGAGUGACGGCCGCGUUCACGGGGCAGUAAUCAUAGAAGUGAAACCAGAGGGACAAUACGAGGUCGAAUGGUACGAGAAGGGUGAGACGAAAUUAAAAGAAUUUUCUAUGGACGAACUUCUGACAUUGAAUCCAACUCUGCAAACUCCUAAGCCAACACCUGUUCAGCCACCACCACCUCAGAAAACACUUCAGACGUCAACAGAUAACAUUAAUCAAUCUUAUCCCCAGCAAGAAGUUUCUCCUUCAAACGGAAAUUUUGCGUUUGCGGAAAUGAUUCGUAAUUAUAGGGCACAGAUUGACUACCGCCCACUUGGAAUGUUUGACAGUGUGAAUGAGAAUCGCAUUUCGGUUUGUCUGAGAAAACGUCCUUUGAAUACAAAAGAGCUGACGAAAAAUGAAGUAGAUGUUAUCACUAUUCCUUCUCGUGAUAUCACAAUUCUCCAUCAACCACAAACACGUGUCGAUUUGACAAAGUGCCUGGACAAUCAGAAGUUUAGAUUCGACUACUGUUUUGAUGAGUACGGAAAUAACGAACUUGUCUACCGAUUCACUGCUGCUCCACUUGUCAAAACUAUUUUCGAAAACGGUAAUGCCACUUGCUUCGCCUAUGGUCAGACUGGUACUGGAAAAACUCACACAAUGGGCGGAGACUUCUCUGGAAAAAAGCAAAACGCUUCAAAGGGAAUUUAUGCUUUGACAGCAAGGGAUGUCUUCCAUAUGCUGGACCAACCACAGUACCGUGGAAAGUAUCUCUCCGUUCACUGCGCGUUUUUCGAAAUUUACGGAACAAAGACAUUCGACUUGCUCAAUGAAAGAGCAGAGCUUGUAAUGCAGCUCAAUAAUUUGAUCUCUCAAUGGAGCCAGUGA
Messenger RNA from Caenorhabditis remanei, 903 nucleotides. RefSeq lists its product as uncharacterized. Lineage: Eukaryota; Metazoa; Nematoda; Chromadorea; Rhabditida; Rhabditidae. Gene Ontology annotation, biological process: microtubule-based movement. The coding region runs from base 1 to 903 and encodes 300 amino acids. Gene Ontology annotation, molecular function: ATP binding; microtubule binding; microtubule motor activity. The transcript is spliced from 5 exons. The record is from RefSeq and is a predicted model, not a curated record.